Messenger RNA from Melospiza georgiana, 3111 nucleotides. It is a transcript of the gene ZBTB33, whose product is annotated as zinc finger and BTB domain containing 33. Gene Ontology annotation, molecular function: RNA polymerase II cis-regulatory region sequence-specific DNA binding; protein binding; DNA-binding transcription factor activity, RNA polymerase II-specific. Bases 71 to 2110 code for a protein of 679 amino acids. Gene Ontology annotation, biological process: regulation of transcription by RNA polymerase II. Gene Ontology annotation, cellular component: nucleus. Lineage: Eukaryota; Metazoa; Chordata; Aves; Passeriformes; Passerellidae. The transcript has 2 exons. The record is from RefSeq and is a predicted model, not a curated record.
GAAGGAAAUGACACUCGGCGGGAAAUAGCGUCUGCACGGCGCUAUCCACACGCUCAGCCGUAGGGCAGGAAUGGAGGAAAAAAAACUUAUUUCUGCAACAGACACACAAUAUUCUAGCGUGCUCCUUCAGUCUUUGAAUGAACAACGUGGCCAUGGACUUUUUUGUGAUGUUACAGUCAUUGUGGAGGACCGUAAAUUUCGAGCUCACAGAAACAUCCUUUCAGCCUCAAGCACAUAUUUUCACCAGCUUUUCUCGGUGGCUGGUCAAGUGGUUGAACUGAGCUUUGUAAGAGCAGAAAUUUUUGCAGAAAUUCUUAAUUAUAUUUAUAGUUCCAAAAUAAUCAGCGUCCGAUCUGAUUUACUUGAUGAACUGAUUAAAUCAGGGCAGGAGCUGGGUGUUAAAUUCAUAGCUGAUCUGGGCAUCCCUCCGGCCGAAGGCAAGAAUGUGCCCAGCGAGGUCAAAGACGGUGCUUCAAAAACUUCAGCUUCUAGUCCAAAUCAAAGAGAUGCUGAAACACAGGUGACUGUAAUCAGGCCAGAGGGCCAGGAGGCAGCAGAUGGGAUGCCUGUUAUAACACAGUCAUUCUCCUUACAUGGCAUAGAAUAUGAGACUACAAAAAUUACAGUGAGCGAUUUGGAUGAGGAGGAUGAUGAUGUCAUUUUUUGUUCUGAGAUUGUUCCUCCAAAAGAAUGUACUAAAGACAAAAAUGCUGCAAGCCAGAGCCAGCCUUGCUCAAGUCCAGCUGGAGCUUCUGACCAAAAAUCCUGUGGCAGUGGUGGCUCUCCCCAUGUGACAAACAGCACAGCACCUCAGAACCUCACUUUGUCUGCCACUCAGCUGAGCCCGAGCCAGACACAGGCAGGAGCUGAACCAUUCUCCUCGGCCACGCCGCAGCAUUUUACUCCUAAUAUCAUCGUGCUGAACAAGCCUCUGCUUAACUCCUCACUUGGUGCCAGCUCCUUGCAUCAAACACAUGUGACUCCUACAAUUAAUUUACUUGAGGAGAACCAGCAGCUAUCCAAUAAUGGCUCUGUAACUGAAGUGGAAGGAACUGCUGUUGAUGAUGAAGAGGUUGUUGAAGAUGAUGUUGAUAUCAUUAGCUCCUCUAGUCCUAGUUUGGUCAGCAGCAGCUCUUUGGUUCAGCAAUCUUCUGUUCCUAAGGCAGGGAGCACUGAAGGAUCAGGUGUACAGAAAAAACAGGUUGUUACAUUUUCCCAAGAGCCAUCUACUAAAGCUGGAGAGCUGAAAAUAAAAAUCUCAGAUGUCCUUUCUGGAAACAACAAGGAAUUAAGUUCGGGUCUAACAUCGAAGAAUGUGGCAGAUGGGCAGAAAAUCAUAACAUUGGAUACAGCAACUGAAAUAGGAGGCUUGUCCACAGGCUGUAAGGUGUAUGCAAAUAUCGGUGAGGACACCUACGACAUAGUCAUCCCUGUGAAGGGUGACUCUGAGGGAGGGGAAGCCAAGCCCGAUGACACACCCAAGAAGUCCGACGAUGAAUCUCCAAAGGGGAAACGCAUGAAAGUGAAGCACGACGACCACUACGAGCUCAUAGUGGACGGCAGAGUCUACUACAUCUGCAUCGUGUGCAAGAGGUCCUACGCGUGCCUGACCAGCCUGCGGAGACAUUUCAACGUGCACUCCUGGGAGAAGAAGUACCCCUGUCGCUACUGUGACAAAGUCUUUGCCCUGGCAGAGUAUCGCACCAAGCACGAACUGCACCACACCGGGGAGCGCAGGUACCAGUGCUUGACGUGCGGCAAAUCCUUCAUCAACUACCAGAUCACCAUCUCCCACAUCAAAUCCGUGCACAGCCAGGACCCCUCCGGGGACACCAAGCUGUACAGGCUGCACCCCUGCAGGUCCCUGCAGAUCCGGCAGUACACCUACAUCAGCGACCGGCCCAGCAGCGUCCCGGGCAUCAGCCAGGGGGGAGUUGUGUACCGUGUGGGCUCAGGGAAGGAUGGCACUGAGGGAGCAACGUCCAACUCUCCAGCCAAACAAAUCACCUGGGACGACAUUUUCAUUCCGCAGGGAAAUGAAACGAUUUUUAAACAAAACCCGCCAGAAGGAAGUACUGAAUUUGAGUUUGUGAUACCAGAAUCUUACUGAAAUGUUUGAAAUGCUGGAAAAAAGGGUUCUGUGCAGGAGCAUUGCAGUUGUUUUAACUGAACUGUUGAAAUUGCUGUAAAAUCAAAGGUUAAAGUCAAAAGAAGUUAACUUGUACUACCAAGUAACCAAAUGGUAACACUUAGAUGGACCAUGUUAACUGCAGUGCUUUGUGGAAGCAAUUAAUCAGAAAAUUUACUUGAAUAGAGAGUGAGACAUUCUAAGGCGCUAUCAGAGUUUUCAGAUAUGUUAAAUUUGAUCAAAACAUGAGGACUUGUGGCUUGAAAAUGUACAAUUCCUUCUAAAGAGCUAGAAAUAUUUCUAAACUAAUUGAGGUAUUUCCUGUACCCAUAUUUACCAUGUAAGCCCUUUCUUUCAUGUUAGCACUUUAAUGCUGAAUUCUGUUUAGAUGUUAACCAAGAAAACAGUAAGAUUUUUUCAUCAUUGUCUCUUGGUCAUGGAACAUUUAAAAAAAAUAAUCCCACAACUCACAUUUGUGAACAAGGGGCCAAAGUACAUGAUCCCCUACUACACUGGAGUAGUCUGUUUUUGAGCUAGCAUCCUAAUUCUGCUUUUAUAAAUAUUAUGAAUCAUCUGUCUUCAUGCAAAAAGUCUUGUCUACAAGCAAUACUCAUUUAGGGCUAGCUUGAACAAACUUUACUUACACUUGGCAGUGUGGUGAGCUAAGUAUUCAGUGUCCUGGACCUUGUUAUUUUACUCUUUUUGCAAUGGGAAAAAACCAAACCCCACACAGCUGAAUAGUGAAGAAGCUUAGAACACUUAGGAAGGAGAUAAUUUUACCUUCUUACAGCUUGAGAAAUAUUGUUGCAUUUUCUUACUGCUGGAAAAAAUGCCAGUAAUUAGUUUGAUAUAAAGUGCUGUUCCUUUUUUUUUUUUUUUUUCACUUCAAGAAGAAGGGCUUCAGUCCAGAAUUUUGAAAUUAUAAAAAUAUUAUUUGUUUUUAGCUGAAGACUUCUCAAAUCUAUGAAUUCAUGUAAGUGCUG